AUGUCUACGGCCAACUUCAACGUCCAUCUGCCACUUGGAACGCCCACUGUCGACCAAUUCCUCGGCAUUCAACCGCAUCCGACCAAAUGCCAGGCAACUUACGUGUGGAUCGAUGGAACGGGAGAAAAUCUCCGCUGCAAAACGCGCACCCUCGACAAGAAGCCGUCACAAAUUGAGGAAUACCCGCUUUGGAACUACGAUGGUUCAUCGACUGGACAAGCAGUCGGUCAAGAUUCGGAUCGCUAUCUUAAAGCUGUAGCUGAAUUUCGCGAUCCCUUCCUCGGCGGACAAAACACUUUGGUGAUGUGCGAGACCUACGAGCACGCGAUGAAGCCAACAGCCACCAACCACCGUGCCAAAUGCAAAGAAGUGAUGGAUCGAAUUGCCUCGCACAAGCCAUUUUUUGGAAUGGAACAGGAAUACCUCUUGCUUGAUCGUCCAUACUAUUGUGGUGUUGGAGCAAAUAAAGUGGUUGGCCGCGAGAUUGUCGAGACGCACUAUCGUGCUUGUUUGGCGGCUGGAAUUGAGAUUGCUGGCACAAAUGCCGAAGUAACACCUGGACAAUGGGAAUUUCAAAUCGGGAUCUGUGAAGGAAUCGCGAUGGGUGAUCAGCUGUGGAUGGCUCGCUUCUUGUUGCAUCGUGUCGCUGAGCAAUUUGGUGUCAUUGUGAGCAUCGAUCCAAAGCCCCACGUAACCAUCGGUGAUUGGAAUGGCGCUGGUUGUCACACGAACUACUCGACGGCAACGAUGCGCAAAGAUGAAGGAAUCAAGGAAAUCAUGGCUGCUUGCGAGAAAUUGGCAAAGACGCACAAGGAGGACAUGAAGCUCUACGACCCGAAUGGAGGACUUGAUAAUCUGCGGCGUCUUACCGGACGUCAUGAAACAAGCAGCGCCGACAAAUUCACUUGGGGAGUGGCCAAUCGUGGAUGCUCGGUUCGAAUUCCCCGUCAAGUUGAUGCCGACGGAAAGGGUUAUCUUGAAGAUCGUCGCCCCUCAUCCAAUUGUGAUCCCUACGUUGUGACUGCAUCGAUCUGCCGCUCGACUCUGCUCACC
Molecule: messenger RNA, 1053 nt
Organism: Mesorhabditis belari
Lineage: Eukaryota; Metazoa; Nematoda; Chromadorea; Rhabditida; Rhabditidae
Source: the annotation of a GenBank genome assembly